GUGUAUGACCCGUCUCUCUAAGGAGGCGAUAGAGAUUACAGAAACGGCGAGGAAGGAAGGAAGGAGAUAUGUGAAUCGUGUUCGUGUGUAAUGAAUUGUUCUCUCUCUCUCUUUCUCUCUCACACACUCUCACACACACAUAGAGCUUCCAUAUCUCCAAGAGCAGACAAAUUUCUCGAUCUUUUGAUCGUUUCUAUCGGUUUCUUCUGCAACUUGGAACCUCUAUCCAAAAUACCCACAUAUCAUUUUAACUUAAUUUGAAGGAAAACACUCCGCCGGCGAUUUCCUAUCUUCAUUAACCCCCUCAAUCGUUCUUCAAUAAACACUUUCUGGUUCAAAUGGUCUGUUUCCAUAAUGUUUCAGUCGAUGAGCAGAUUAACAACAUGUCAAAAUCAUCCAAUUCAUCUUACCCAUGUUCCAGAUUGAAACCAAGUAAUCAACUUCAAAGGAAACAAAGAUCAACCCAAUCGCCAGGUUGUCAUCAAUCUCGUUCAGCCAUAAUCGACAUCUUCAUCCUAAUUGCUGUUAUUUCUGCAUGUACCUUUCUUCUAUUUCCUUAUCUCAAGAUUCUAACCCGCACCCUGUUCCAAAUCAUUCCGAUUAUCGUUAUCUCGGUCAAACAUGAGAUUUCAGCAACUCCUUUGAUUUACGGAUAUCUAGGUCUGUGUGUUCUGUUUGUAACAGCAGCAGCUGUUUUAGCAAUUCCCGCAUGUUUGGACAAGAGAUGUGGAAGACCAGGAUGUAAGGGGAUGAGAAAGGCGGCUGAAUUCGAUAUCCAGCUUGAAACUGAAGACUGUUUGAAGAUUCAAGUGGGUUUAACAUACCAACCCCCAAAAGUGUUCAUUCACCAGAUGUUUUACAAGUUUUCUGCAUUUAGUUUUUCUCGUGCUUGCAGCUUACAUAAUUCAAUUUAA
This is a messenger RNA of Impatiens glandulifera, 914 nucleotides long. RefSeq lists its product as uncharacterized. Lineage: Eukaryota; Viridiplantae; Streptophyta; Magnoliopsida; Ericales; Balsaminaceae. The record is from RefSeq and is a predicted model, not a curated record. The transcript has a single exon. Bases 339 to 914 code for a protein of 191 amino acids.